AUGCCCGCCCCCGCCGACGCCGACGCCGCCCUCGCCCGCCUCUUCGACACCCCCCGCCUCGACAGCGAUCAUCUCGUCGGCGCCCUCCAGGAGCACGUAUUCCGCUCCAUGGGCCAGGGCAAGCGUGUGCGAGAAUGGUGCACCCAGGUCACCCGCGCUGUCGAACGAGCCCCUCCGUUUCCCGCCGUCGGUGAAGCACUCGCCACCCCCAUCCUCACCUCCCUCCUCCCCUUCACCCGCCUCCCGUCCAACCCCUACUUUCCCACCCCAGAGCCGCCUAUCCCGCCGCCCCUCUUGUCCAACUCGUCUCUCCCCACACUCACUCACAACCAGCUCAUCGGCGCCCUCGCCCGGCUCAGCAAAGAAGACCGGCGCAUCUCUAAAAAGCUCCACUAUGAGCAAGAACUCGUGCUGGAGGCCUGCCUCGAGUAUAUCGGACGCCGGUGGCGGUCGGCAGCGACUAUCGACGGCAACGUCGUAGAUGACAUCAGCAGAAAACUUACAGAAGUCGAAUUCGAGGUACACCUUCAAGGAUAUCCCCCGACGGUCCGAAACGCGCUGUCCCCCGUUUUACACAAACUUCGCCAUACCCUCGGCUUCAUCACAUCCUCCCAACUCGUCGCCAAACUCUGCUCGACCGGGCCUAGCGCCUGCCCGUACCCCCCGAGCCAGCCUGACGAGAUUGUCUCGUCAUGGGUGGUGAGGCGUCUCCAAGCCGGGGUCAGCUACCAAAACAUCCUGCAUGAGCUCCAUACCGUGCAAUCGGGCUUGUCAGACGACGACCUCUUGCCCAACGUCCUCCGUCCACUCGGCCUCGCAGACGCCUUUUCCUGUCCAUCCACCCCCAGACCCGCCGAACGUCAACCAAAAGGUCUUUCUUUCAAGCCCAAAAUCACCCCCAGAUGGUUAUCCCAUAAACGCGCCAAUUCUUCCAUUAGCAAGCUCCACCCCAUCUCCUCUCCCCUCGCUGCAGCCGACCACCGCCGCCCAUCUUUACCCGUCAUCUCCUCGACACCUUCGCUGUUGACGCCGCCUUACGGGGACAGGCCGUCCUCUCGGGCCAGUGUUUGCUCUUCUCUGGGCUGUACCGACGUCAAAGGUGUCAAGUCGACCCUCCUGGGACAGCUGCUUAUCAUGCGGUACCACAUCCACGGGCAUGAAGACGAAGGCUGGUUCCUCGGCGGUGGGCGCGAGUCGGCAGAAGAGCGACUAACUUCCCUCGAAGCUCGUUCAGGGCCAGAUGAAGAACUCCAACAAGUCUUCUCCUCGCUGCGCGGGGUCUUUUCGCUGCUUCAGCCCGCUCUUUCCGGGAUGAAUAUGCAUACGCGGGAUGUAUCUUUCGACCUCGACCAGUACAUCAAAGACGUUUCGCUUCCUGUUCGGAUCACCGAAGAAGACGAUGAUGAAGAUCCUAUCGAGGCGCUUUACGAUUCUCGCUGCGGGACUUCUGCAUCAAUGCACUCGUUUGCCAGUAUGGACUCGCAGGCCGAGCACGAGUUUGAAGAAGGCCAGAAGCGUGUCUCGGAGCUGAGCACUUUUACUAUCCGGAAAGCUGUAAGGGAAGAAGGGGUCAAGCAUAGGGCUGUGCAAUUUCGGUUCCCUCAACUGCCUCAACUGCCCGAGCUUGCAGUGCCGCAAUCGCCAGACACGCCGACUCGACCCUCUUCGCGUCUUGCGGCGAGCAGAAGCGUACCAGACUUUGAGGACGGCGGUAACUAUACUCGUCUGCCGAGGAGGAUUCUGAGGAAGGAGAGGAACGCGACGAGGUCAGCUCUUCAGCUCGGCACCAAACCCAAUUCAAAGCCGGGACUGGGCUUGAGGAUCGACACGACUACCACCCUUCUCUUGCGCCCUCGACUCUCCCCUCCCCCUUCUUUCAAUUCAGACCUGCCAUACACUUUUCCAGAUCACUCAUUGCCUUCGACACCUACCACCUGCUAUUCUACAUUGACGACAGCGACGGGCAUGGCCACGGCGUCAACCCCGAGGGGGUCGAUGCAGAUGACGGACCAGACCUUGACUAGAAGGCAGAUGCACCGGCAGUGUGUCAUUUUCGAUGGUGCACCCAUCAGCCCGGGGACUGGGGCGGGUAUGGACACUAGUGGGGGCGAGGGACGGUGGUCAGGAGAGAUCUCACUCAACUCGCCGAGUUCGCCUGCUUCUCAGGCUUCGAGGACUUCUAGCACCACUCUCUAUGCGCCAAAGCACUAUCCUUCGCCCGAGUCGCCUAUCCUCUCACCCACACCGACGUUCCAUUCGCCAUGCUCCCCUUCCCCGUCUUUCCUCAUGCCGAGCUCUCCUGUGCCUCUCUCCUCCAUCCUCGCCCUCUUCCAAUCCCUUUCUGAAGGUCAUUCCCUGGAAGCGGCAGAUGUGGAAGAGGCUUUGGGCAGGUUUGUGGAGGAUGAGCAGAGGGCGGUGGAGGAAAAGGGAGGGGAGUGGGAUGCGGAGGCGAGGUGUAGAGUGGCGUGGUUGAUAGAACAGGUUGCUGUGCUCUUGAAUGAUCCCGCGUACCUCUCUGCGAUCAGCAACGUCGUAUCGUCUCUCUCAACCCCGCCCCUCUCGGUCACACCAGCGACCCCAGCACUCUCCCUCUCUCCACCUUCCACUCCCCCAGCCAGCGCCGCGCUCGGUCUCAACCUCGGCCUCGGCACCGCACCGCACGAUCUGAGCCCGGUCAAGAGAGCUCCAUCGAGCAGGUCUUUUUCACAUGCGUAUUCGUCGAGCCGCUUUGGGAGCGUUGAAGCAGGGAGGGGAAGGGGUCAUCAUUCGGCGAGCUACUGCUGA
Cryptococcus wingfieldii CBS 7118 is the source of this 2784-nucleotide messenger RNA. RefSeq lists its product as hypothetical. The record is from RefSeq and is a predicted model, not a curated record. Bases 1 to 2784 code for a protein of 927 amino acids. The transcript has 4 exons. Lineage: Eukaryota; Fungi; Basidiomycota; Tremellomycetes; Tremellales; Cryptococcaceae.